AUAUACAUACAACAUCACAAAAAACAAAGAAUUAUUUUGACAAGCGUAGUCGCAGCUGAAACUGUCAAAACGGAAGUCAAACGUAAGAGAUUGUCAAAAAUUUCCGUAGUGCCAAGAAAGGAAAUAUCGAGAUUUUCGAAACAAACUCGAAAAACUGAGAAACUUCAAAAACCAUUUGGAUUUUGUUGUGAUGAAAAAUUGCAGGAUUUUAAUACAAAAUAUGAUGAACGGAAACCGCCAUUCACAUCGUCCUUGACUAACGUAGUAUUAAAUGGUGGCGGGCCUGAUUUGAAAUUUCGAAUAAAGGAUAUUUUUUUCCUUCAAGCGUCUGCAUCAUCGUCGUCGCCUAGAAUUGCUAGUGCAAAAUCUGCGACCCACAAGGUUCAUUUAAAGACAACAACUGCUAAUGUCGGAGCUUGUAAAUGGAGUCACGGACCAAUUAAUUGGUAUUUAGAGGACGAAAUCGCUCGCGCCCAAGAGAUAAUCAUCAAAAAUAAGCAAAAACAUCGGGGGGAUAAAAUUAAAGUUCUCUUCACGAGGAAAAAGAGAAAAAUAACGAAAAAAGAUGUUUCCGAAAUAAAAAUUACUGACGACAAAGAUGAAAAUACAAGUAACAGUAUUGAAACUACAAUCGAUGAGAACGAAUGAAAAAACAAAAAAUUAAUAAACAUAUAAUUAUGUCUAAAAUUUGAUAUUUAAACUAAAGUGACAAAUAAACUCAAUAUCCUUUAUAUCAGAUUGUUUAUUUAAAAAAAUUAACUCUCAACAGUUUACAAAUUUUACAAUAAACAUAUAAUUACAAACGAGGCCUAAAUACUAUUUUUUGUUAGCCAUUUUUCACUCUUGUCUCUAACAGUCAAAAGUGUAAGUGAAAAUCAUGGCACUUAAUUACUUUUUUUUCUAACGAAUUUUUUCAAGUACUGUAAUUAGAAAAUAUAGUCUUUCUUUUUGACAUUUUCGCAUAUUAAUUUUUCUUAUAUUUAAGUUCACCGUUUCCAAUAUUUCAAUUAAAUUCCUAAACUUUAUUUACAUUUUUCUACUGAGAAUUGUUUAGGUUUUUAUUGACGAUCGAAAAAAUAAAAAAAAAAAUCACUGUUUUUUCAUCGAUCUAUAUUUGGAAAAAUGGACUAUAAAAAAAAUUCCAACUCUAGUGAACAAUAUAAAUAUAAAUAUAACUAAAAAAAAUAAAAUAUUUCUCACUUUUUUCCAAGUCUUAUGUUUUUUGCGUUCUCGCCAACUAAUUUUUUUUCCUAAAUAGUAUAUAAACUUGAUUUUUUUUUUGAAUAAAUAAUGAAAAUGCGCCAGGCAUUUAAUUAUUAAAUUAACAAUAUUAAUAAUAAGAAUAAUUCUAUGGCAUAUGUGUUAAUGAAACAAAAAAGUAAGAAAAGCAUUUUGAGUAAAAAAAAUUACGUCGAUCGCUAAUAUAGAGUCGAAUUUCUUUGGUAAGACAAUAAAUGUCCGCACAAGUGUAAAAAAAAAA
Leptopilina heterotoma is the source of this 1480-nucleotide messenger RNA. RefSeq lists its product as uncharacterized. The annotation marks the transcript as partial. The transcript has 2 exons. NCBI's taxonomy places the organism in Eukaryota, Metazoa, Arthropoda, Insecta, Hymenoptera, Figitidae. The record is from RefSeq and is a predicted model, not a curated record.